Alexandromys fortis (reed vole) is the source of this 5577-nucleotide messenger RNA. It is a transcript of the gene Oxtr, whose product is annotated as oxytocin receptor. The coding region runs from base 1106 to 2278 and encodes 390 amino acids. Gene Ontology annotation, biological process: cellular response to hormone stimulus; positive regulation of vasoconstriction; female pregnancy. The record is from RefSeq and is a predicted model, not a curated record. Gene Ontology annotation, cellular component: plasma membrane. The transcript has 4 exons. Lineage: Eukaryota; Metazoa; Chordata; Mammalia; Rodentia; Cricetidae. Gene Ontology annotation, molecular function: peptide binding; vasopressin receptor activity; oxytocin receptor activity.
UACUCUGGGAAAAACCGUCACUCUCCAAGGUUCGUACAUCUCUGAGAGCAUCAAGAGCUAAACCUAGACAGGAAUAAGCUAGGUAGGUUAUUCGUGAGCCACUAUGAAAUAAAUCUGAUGGCCCAACAGUGGGUGAGCUGACCUGGCUCUCUGGGAUCGCCGCGGCCGGCUUGAUCUGCCCCCUAGCGGAUAUAUGUGAUGCUGCAGUUCUGGACUGUGGGAAAGCCGGCCACCUUCAGACAGCGCCGCGUGCUGACGCUGUCCGCGCACAGCCUGGCCACCGCUCUUCCCUUGCCUUCGGUCCGCAUCCAGCCACCAGCAAAGCCACAGACUAGAGGACUGCAAAGACGCUGGGAUCUACUCGUGGUGGCACCGAGCAUGGCGCCGGCAGCUCUCCCACCCUGGGCGUAGAGCCCGCGCAUCUCUGAGGCCAUCCGCUGCACUGCAACUUCCCCAGUGGCGAGACAACUUUGGGCUAACCUGCAGGCUCUUUCCAGGUGGCUGGGUCCUGCGCACCGCACCUUGGGGACAGGAUGGCUAGUACCAGUGCGACCAUCAGUUUCUGAGGGAAGGCUCUGGCGCCUCUCACACUUCUGGUUCCCGAAGGCGCUCAGGGUACUCCGAGGGACUGAAAAGAGACAGUUCGGACGACGACGCAGCAGAGCUUUGAGGCUGCUGGGUUAGGGGUUUCCUGUGAGAGGCGGCUACCCCAGGAGUUCCUGUCAUAUCAGCCUGGGGUGCUAGGCUUGCAGGCAGGAGUCCCUCCCUCCGGGAGCCGGGGCUAAGUGUCUUGGAUGUGAAGAAGGUAGAGCGCCUGAGAGUGCCUGACCCUUUCACGGAACCCACGCUCAAGCGCAUCUGCAGAGGCUCAAAGGAGGUCUGCAUCUUGCAGAGACUCAAAGGAGAUCAGGCAAACCGGGAUUUCCGCGGUGGUGGCUGAGCAGCCCAGUGGCUGGGCUUGUGUCCUGAGACCCAGGGCGGAAGGAGGCAGAUCAGUGCCCGGGUGGUCCGGCAGACACCUGGACGGCUCAUCGGGCCCCGCCCCACGAGCCACGCUUUAAAGAGCAGCAAGGCCGGGCGCUCCCUCGCGGUCGCGGUCACGGUCAUGGAGGGCACCCCCGCAGCCAACUGGAGCUUCGAGUUGGACCUCGGGAGUGGAGUGUCGCCGGGGGUGGAGGGGAACCUCACAGCCGGGCCACCGCAGCGCAACGAGGCCCUGGCACGCGUGGAGGUGGCGGUGCUGUGCCUCAUUCUGUUCCUGGCGCUGAGCGGCAACGCGUGCGUGCUGCUGGCGCUGCGCACCACACGCCACAAGCACUCGCGCCUCUUCUUUUUCAUGAAGCACCUGAGCAUCGCUGACCUGGUGGUGGCUGUGUUCCAGGUGCUCCCGCAGCUGCUGUGGGACAUCACCUUCCGCUUCUACGGGCCCGACCUGCUGUGUCGUCUGGUCAAGUACUUGCAGGUGGUGGGCAUGUUCGCUUCCACCUACCUGCUGCUUCUGAUGUCGCUGGACCGCUGCCUGGCCAUCUGCCAGCCGCUGCGCUCUCUGCGACGCCGAACCGACCGCCUGGCGGUGCUAGCGACAUGGCUGGGCUGCCUGGUGGCCAGCGCGCCGCAGGUGCACAUUUUCUCGCUGCGCGAAGUGGCGGACGGUGUUUUUGACUGCUGGGCUGUCUUCAUCCAGCCUUGGGGACCCAAGGCCUACGUCACGUGGAUCACGCUUGCCGUCUACAUUGUGCCUGUCAUAGUGCUGGCCGCCUGCUAUGGCCUCAUCAGCUUCAAGAUCUGGCAGAACCUGCGACUCAAGACGGCAGCGGCGGCGGCGGCGGCCGAGGGGACUGAGGGAUCUGCUGCCGGUGGAGCUGGGCGCGCGGCGCUGGCUCGAGUCAGUAGCGUCAAGCUCAUCUCCAAGGCCAAGAUCCGCACAGUGAAAAUGACCUUCAUCAUUGUACUGGCCUUCAUCGUGUGCUGGACGCCUUUCUUCUUCGUGCAGAUGUGGAGCGUCUGGGACGUCAAUGCGCCCAAGGAAGCUUCUGCCUUCAUCAUCGCCAUGCUCUUGGCCAGCCUCAACAGCUGCUGCAACCCCUGGAUCUACAUGCUGUUCACGGGCCACCUCUUUCACGAACUUGUGCAGCGCUUUCUCUGCUGCUCUGCCCGCUACCUGAAGGGCAGCAGGCCCGGGGAGACGAGUGUCAGCAAGAAAAGCAACUCGUCCACCUUCGUCCUGAGUCGCCGCAGCUCCAGCCAGAGGAGCUGCUCUCAGCCAUCUUCCGCGUGAGCCGCCUGCCUGGCCCACCGCGCCUGCGGCGGGGGGGGUUAUGCGGACUCCAGUCUGUCCCCUGGUGGCCAUGCGUGGAGUUGUAUAAGGUGCCUAUUGGUGUGUAUCCCUCUACUCCUUGGGGUGGCUAGCGAGCGGGGGCAUAUUCUGACUUGGGGUGGGGAAAUGUCUCUAUGGGAGCUGCCAGUCACUCAGCCAUCAGAGGGUCUUCUGGGUUCCCACCUCUGCUUCUACUCUCCCAACCAGAGUGCUCUCGGGUGGUGGGUGGGCUCUCCUGAACCUGGCUUUCAUUCAUUCCAUUAUCUUUCUUACUUGUUUAUCUUGGGAUCUUGUAAAAGGCAGUAAGCCAUGGAUUGGUGACCAGUUAUGUGAGGAAACCCAGUGGGCUGGGACAAGGAAUGGGAAAUGAGGCUUCAGAUACAGAGUGGUGCUGAUUUCCUUGUGACCCAAGUUGUGUGGACAGAUCUUAGCAUCCUCAGGGGCCAGAGUGUCCCAGGAAAACAAUGGGAACAGGAGACUGAAUCGUGAGGCCACCUGGCUUAGGAAGGCAACAAGAACACGGGCCGAAGUGAUGAAGAAGCUGAUGCUUGGUGAACAUUUGGGAAGGAAAAAGAAGAGAGUCAUCCAGGAGAGACAGGACUGGGGAGAACUGUUUGUACACAACACUGACCCAUGCAUAUGAGAUCCUGAGGAACACACAUGCAUGUGUGCAUGCACACACGUGCAGGUAGCCCCCCCCCCCAGUCUGGAGCUGAUAGUUGAAUAGCAAGGUUGCAGAGUCCCAGAUCAGUGUACAAAAGCCAUUCAUAUUUCCUUACACUUCUGGUGAGCCAUUGGAAAGUGAACUUAAGAGAUCCUACCCAUAAAUGUGCCAGAAUGAAUAAGGGAGGGCCAGUGAUAGCCGAGGAAAUGUAUGACUUCUGUCCUGAAAGCUGAAAACACCAUGGAAGGAAAUGAAAGGAGACUAAAUAAACAGGGACACCUUGUGCUUAUGGAUCAGAGAUGUAAUAUUGUUGGACAGAUUUGAUGUAAUCCUCAUCAAAAUCCCAGCUGGCUUAGGCAGAAACUGAUAACCCGAUCCUGAAGUUCCCGAGGAAAUGGGGAUUGGGGUAGUUGAAAUGCAUUGGAUUGUGCGGUUGGUGCACAAUUUUGAGAACAUAUUAAAAGUCACUGAACCAGGGGCUGAGGAGACGACUCACUUAGAGAAGCACCUGCUGAGCAAGUCUGAGAUGCCCCUUAUCCAAGCAGGAGCCAGGCUCAGUGCGUUUGUAACCUCGGCCCUGGAGGGUGAAGACAGGCGCAUCCCAGAGACUUGCUGGCCAGCCGGCCUAGGAGAUUGAUCAGCUGCGGGUUCUCAAAAUAAAUAAGUAAAUAAAAAAUAAGGUAGAGAGUGGAGGAAAACAUCUGAAGUUGACGUUUGGUCUCUACAUGUGGAUAUACAACAUGCACACACUCACAGGCAAGCAGACAGACAGACAGACAGACAGACAGACACACAUACACAAAACCACGGAACUAAAUACAUUUUAAAAUGUGAAAAAUGAGAGGUCCAAGAGCCGAGUUCUGGGAAAGUCAAAAUGAUGAUGCAUUUCUUGGUCUCUCUUCCUCGAGUGCUGGUUCUCCUGUGUCUCAUAACCUCCAAGUGUCUGCGGGACAGGCUGCUUUCUUCUGGCCAGUGAGAGGGGCGAUCACCCCCAUCUGGCUCUAACAAAGGCCCGAGGGACGCUCUGCAGCACCGUGCCCUGUCUUCUUUAGAACAGGCAAUUCCUCUGGAAUCUCAAAGGCUUUGUUUACCCAGUAAGUAUGAUUUCAAAUGUCCUCUCAGCCUCGAGGGCAGGACCCGACUGUCUCAGAAAAACCUUCCGUCAUUAAUACAGGACACAACUGACUAGUGGCGUUCUGGCUGUGGCUGGUCACUAUGCACUCCGGAGUACCUUUGAAAUACCCAGAACUGAUUCUGGACUUCCUGAGAUAUAUCAAGGGUACUUCCCCAAAGCCUCGAAUCUGCAGAUCCACUUUACCACCUCUCCCUGUUUCUGAACACAUUUUCUUCUGCCGCACUGCAAUAUUUGCCCAAACCCACACAUAUACCCAUGGGCACACACGCACAGGUAAGUAUGGGACAUCACAGUGUGGUGUUCAGAGAAGAGGGAGCCAUGGGCUACAGUGCCCAUGGUCAGCAUCCACAGUUUAAGGCAUGCUUGUUGGCACCAGCUGGAGACAGAAGGCGAUGGCAUCUUUGGACUCAGGGGCAUUGCACAGUGGCCCACCUCAUGCAUGUCACCACCAGCUAGUUCUUUGAGAAGCUGGCAGGAUUCUGCUUUGGGGCAUCUGUGCCUAUGUUCUAGGCCACCCGGGUGGCCUGGGUGUACACAUGGCAGCAGGUGGGGGUCUGCUGGCAUCUGUAUCUUGAAGAUGUCAUUCGUCCCUGCUGUUCACUGAGUAUUUGCCAUCCUUAGAGAAAGGAGUUGACCCAGGGGUCAACGGGACCGUAACUCAGAUAUUCUGACCAGGGGCACCGUCUUUGUGUUCUUGAGAGCCCCAGAGGUGUAAGGUCUUGGACAUUGCAACCUCCAGGGGGUACUGUGUCAUUCUGUGUGAAAGCUCUAGCUGGUUACCUUGGGUCUUGUUAUGGUCCUGACACCUGCGUCUGUGACAUUAAGGACAACUGACUUCAUCAGCAACAUUGGAUUGGCACUUGCCGUCCCGAUCUCACGGGAGAAGAGUUUCACCAUUUCUUGUUAUUUCCCCAACCAAAGCCUAGGAUCUCCAGGGGUCUAAAACACUUCCCCAACUCUGUGUCCUACAUCUUCCUCCCUCAGACUCCACACUUGACAUCCCCAGUGUCCUUUCCUAUUUUCCACCCUGUUUACAGUCUGUGUUCAGCUCUGGAGGUUGUAUUAAAUUGGAGCAUGCUGAAUUUUCUGGAGUGUUUCAUUGUUCUGACCAUGAGGAGCCAGUGUGCAAACUGUGAGGGUUAUUUAGGCCCUGCAAAAAAAAAAAUCUACAUUUAAAAAAGCUGUGGUCUUCUUUUGGUAUAAAUCAGACUGAUCUAUUCAGGAAGCACAAGAGGCUGUGUGUGCAGCCUGCCCGGAUGAUGUUCCUGGCUUCAGCGUAUAAGUGUUUUGUAUUCAAUUGCAACGAGAUGCCACUUAGCACACAGUGUGAAUUCCUUGGUAUUGUUCUUCCAUGGACUUGGUGUGGUGCCUCCUUCUCCCCGCAUCUGGUGAGUGAUGUGGCCAAUCCUGCUUUACCAGUUGCUUCAUAAAAGGUGCACUUAAUAAAUAUUUUUCUGUGUA